CUCCUCUCAGGCCUCCCUACUUUUUACCCGAUCGCCGUGUUAUCUACUUCGCCAGCAGCAAAGAUAGUCAGUUCAGUAUGAGUUCCCGCAUGGUAAAAUUCAGGAUCUGCAUCUGUUAUGCAACUCAUCUUCCAGAGUGCACUGAAAACUCCCAAAUGCAUGCUUACACUACAGUUGCAGUUGGGAAGCAUAGAGUGAAGAAAACUCGAACCAGCUCGCUUAACAUGAGAAGCUCGCUUUGGUAUUCCGUCUUAUUUUUCACAUUAGACGUGUCAGAGGUUGAUCAAGAAGGGGUCAUGGUUUCUAUCAAGUUAUACCGGAAGGAUGCCAAUUCCAAAAAUGACGAGUACAUUGGUGGAGUGUACAAAUCUUUAAAUCAGUUUUGGAAUGAGAGGGUGAUGAAUGACCUCACAUGGUGUGAUUUACCCUUGAAAAAGGAUUUGGGUGAAUUUAUUGGAUGGAUACAUUUUGCUUACGGGUUUAUUGAAGAUCCCUGGUGGAACAAAUUGAGUAAGAAAAAGAUUUCCUGUACGCCGAUUUUCUGUGGCUUAAACUCUAAGUUUUCUCAUGGAAGCAAAAAGAUCAUUGGUUUCUCUUACAAAGCUAAUGAAUGUGCUUCGAUAGAGCCCAACUUUACAAGCUGUGUAGAAGGAGCCUUGGGCAUUCGGGACUGGUUGGAAUCACAAGGUCACCAGUACAUUGUCAUCGACGGCAAAGAUGGAUCUGAUUGUGAACUUGAAAAGCAUAUUCCUGAUCUCCACGUGCUGAUAACUACCCCUUUCCAUCCGACCUAUGCAACGGCUGAAAGGAUCAAGAAGGCCAAAAAAUUGCAACUGGUGCUCACAGCUGGAAUUGGUUCUGAUCUUGUUGAUUUGAAGGCAGCAGCUGCUGCUUGUUUAACAGUUGUAGACGUCACUGGAAACAAUGUAGUCUCUGUUGCAGAUGAUGAGCUCAUGAGAAUCCUCAUACUUGUCAAGAAUCUUUUGCCUCGAUACCAUCAAGUUUUCAGCAGGGAGAGGAAUGUUACAGCUAUUGCUCAUAGAGCUUAUCAUCUUGAAGGAAAGACGGUGGGAAUUGUUGGCGCUGGACGUAUUAGCAGGCUUUUACUUCAACGUUUGGAGCCUUUCAACUGUAACCUCCUAUAUCAUGAUUGGGUCAAGAUGGACUCAGAAUUGGAGAAUCAAACAGGGGCAAAGUUCGAGGAGGAUCUUGACUCAAUGAUUGCCCAUUGUGACAUAAUUGUCAUCAAUACACCUCUCAUGGAGAAAACAAAAGGGAUGUUUGACAAAGAUAGGAUUGCUAAGCUGAAGAAGGGAGUUCUAAUUGUUAACAAUGCUUGGGGAGCAAUCACAGAUGCACAAGCAGUUGUUGAUGCUUAUUCUAGCGGACAAAUUGCAGGUUACAGUGGGUAUGUUUGGUACCCACACCCAUCUCGGCAUUGGAAAUGCAUGCCAAUCCAAGCUAUGACCCCUCAUAUUUCUGGCACGACCAUUGAUGCGCAGUUGCAAUAUGCGGCUGGAGUGAAGGAUAUGCUAAAGAGGUACUUAAAGGGUGAAGAUUUUCCUCCACAAAAUUACAUUGUCAAGGAGGGUCAACUAGUAAGCUACUGAAGAUGAUGCUAGUAAUGCUCGUAAGUGGAUCUCUCGAAUCGUCUUCAUUUUACCUCCAUGCAAUUAUAAUUGUGGAGGACCUGGAAUGGAAAAUUUGUAAAUUUCACAUUCAUUCUCUUGCCCUUUUUGUUUUCUCGGUAAGUAAAUGGAUAUUUGGGAAUUGGGAGUCGUGAAAUUUAGAUAUACAAAUUGGCAAUGGUUAGAAGAAUAAUGUAUAAAGAAAUAUGGAACCGUGCGCGCGCAC
Cornus florida is the source of this 1854-nucleotide messenger RNA. Its product is annotated as formate dehydrogenase, mitochondrial-like. Gene Ontology annotation, molecular function: NAD binding; oxidoreductase activity, acting on the CH-OH group of donors, NAD or NADP as acceptor. The coding region runs from base 78 to 1610 and encodes 510 amino acids. The record is from RefSeq and is a predicted model, not a curated record. Gene Ontology annotation, cellular component: chloroplast; mitochondrion. NCBI's taxonomy places the organism in Eukaryota, Viridiplantae, Streptophyta, Magnoliopsida, Cornales, Cornaceae. The transcript has 8 exons.